This is a messenger RNA of Serendipita indica DSM 11827, 927 nucleotides long. NCBI's taxonomy places the organism in Eukaryota, Fungi, Basidiomycota, Agaricomycetes, Sebacinales, Serendipitaceae. The record is from the annotation of a GenBank genome assembly.
AUGCCGCCGCCAGCCACUGUCCGCAAGAUCAUGAAGGAGCUCGGUCAGCUUCGUAGCGAUCCACCAGAGGACAUUAGAGUACAACUAGAUGAAGAGGACAUUCUUCAGUUUAUUGGAAUCAUCGCUGGCCCAGAGGGGACACCGUAUCAUGGCGGUUAUUUCCGAAUCCGCUUUACUUUUGGUGAUGAUUUCCCGGCUAGUCCACCCAAAUGCUUUUUCACGACAAAGAUAUUCCAUCCAAACGUCUCUGCGACGGGAGAUAUCUGCGUUAACACGCUCAAGAAAGACUGGAAGCCGACUUACGGCAUAGCCCAUAUAUUGACAGUGAUCAAGUGCCUGCUCAUCUAUCCCAACCCAGAGUCGGCCUUGGAUGAAGAGGCUGGCAAGAUGCUACUAGAGGAUUACGACGGAUACUGCAAACGUGCCAAACUCAUGACGAGCAUCCACGCCACGAGAGGAGGGCGUCCUAUCGAAUUCGAGGACCCUGCGAAACAAGCUGCACUCGCAGAAGACCCCCUCUCCAUUUCCUUCUUGGACGGUCCUAGCACCUCUAACGCGGCUGUCGCGUCAACGUCGCGGGACCUUGCGCCAUCCAUCGCCGCUACGACACGGCUACGACAAGGCUCGGCAUCUCCGACUUUCUCCACCCUAGUAUUGCCUUCUGUUCCACCCCUCCGUUCCUCUGCCCAAUCAAACGGCGCACCCCGUCUGAGUCCCGCACCAAAUGAAAAGGAUUCGACAACAGGACCAACAGCUACUUCCAUAGAUUCUAAGAAGAUGUCGAGCGGUAGCAAAGAUUCGUCGACCAAGUUGCCUGGUACGGGUGUCGGCAAGAGCCUCAAGCGUCCUGCGAGUGCCGUCGCUGGGGGUAUCAAGGAGAAUGGAUCGGGAUCGGAGAAGAGGAAGAAGGGUCUCAAGCGGCUCUAA